Molecule: messenger RNA, 2912 nt
Organism: Balearica regulorum gibbericeps (East African grey crowned-crane)
Lineage: Eukaryota; Metazoa; Chordata; Aves; Gruiformes; Gruidae
Source: RefSeq, a predicted model, not a curated record
CAGCUAAUUAACUGCACAGGCCGGCCUUCAGUGCAUAAUAUUGUAAUGAGGUAGGAGGGAGAGCCACAGCUGCUUCAGCAUGAGCAGCAGGCUCUGUUCCUGGUGCCAGGAACUAGGAAGGAGCUGACUUUUUUUUUUCCCUUUUUAAGUUGACUGAAGCGUAGACGUUAAAAGCAGAUAGAGGCAGGUCCGCCUCUGGCACCGACCAUGAGCGGGGCGCCGGGGUCCUAGAGGAGCUCGGGGAAGAGUCGGGGGAGUGACCGAAGAUGGGCAACCAGCCUGGGCGAGCGGAGGAGCACGAUCAAGGAACAGCUGCAAAGCGCACAGGGAUUCCAGCACCCCGGGAAAUAUCAUCAUCUGUAUCCAGAGAGAGAGCUGUAUUGCGUGGUCAAGCCAAUACUAGGAAGACGCAACCCAGCCCCACCUCUUCUGGUACACCGACUCCUACCAAACACGUGCGUCCCACUAGCAAGUCCAAGCAAGAAAAUGAAACUGGUGACAAGGCUGUUCUGGAAUCUCAGGUUAAAGAACUCUUGGCAGAAGCAAAGACGAAAGAUUCUGAAAUUACCAAACUCCGUUGUGAAUUGAAGAAAUGCAAAGAGAAAGGAUCACUUAACGCUGAAGGAAUGGGCACUUCCAACCAAAAUUUAGAAUCAGUAUCACCUGUUGACAUAGAUCCAUUAAUACGGACCCUUCAGGAAAAAAACAGGACUUUUCAAAAAGAGCUUGCUAGCCUGGGAGAGGAAAAUCGUGUUUUGAAAGAGAAGUUACUUUAUCUAGAAAACUCUCCCCUCUCAGACACAACAACAAGCAGUGGAGGUGACAGCAGCCUCCCAACCCCAACUACCCAAGAAUCCAGUUUUGGAAGCCCAUCAAAAAAUGUGUCAAGAGGUGAAAUGGAUGAGCACAGGCAGCAUGUGAACGGGGGUGCGCUGCGCAAUUCAGGUUCUUCCAGCAGUGAUGUGACUAAAGCUUCCUUGUCACCCGAUGCAUCAGAUUUUGAACAUAUAGCAGAUGUACCUUCCAGGCCAACAUCCUCCAACAGCAAUCACUUCAAGGGUUCCAAAUGCUCCACUACAGGAAGUUCUCCAAACAAUAUUAGUGACCUUUCUGUUGCAUCUCUUACAGAGAGAAUACAAAAAAUGGAGGAGAACCACCACAGCACAGCAGAAGAAUUACAAGCCACUUUGCAGGAGCUGUCGGAUCAACAGCAAAUGGUGCAGGAGCUGACAACAGAAAAUGAGAAGCUGGUGGAAGAGAAAGCUCUCCUGGAGACUUCCUUUCGUCAGCAUAGAGAUAGAGCAGAACAGCUGAGCCAAGAAAACGAGAAGCUAAUGACUCUCCUCCAAGAGCGAUCCAAGAAUGAAGAAAGUAGAGCUCAGGAGGGGAAGGUCCUUGAACUGGAACAGAAAUGUGCAGAAGUUCUUGAAAAAGCACAAUUUGAAAGAGAGAAAUUGCUCAACAUUCAGCAACAGUUAACCAGCAGCCUACGAAGCUUAGAAAGGGAGCAUCAGGAUGCCCAGCAGGUGAUUAAAAGCCUGAGAGAAGAAAAUGAGAAACUGCUUAAACUUCUAGAAGCAGAACAGCAGAACAGCAGCACAGUGACAAAAACUCUGGAGGACUGUAAAAUUGCCUUGGAAGGUCUAAAAAUUGAGAAUGGCUCUCUCAAAACUCAGUUAGAGAGUGAGAAACAAAAGGCUGCAGAAAUCAAUGCGAUGGGAUGUACUACUGACAACUCUGAGGUGCAAGAGAUGCUGAAAGUAGCCCAUGCAGAAAAGGAUCAGUUAGAAGCAUCUUGCACCGAGCUUAAACAAGAGCUGCUGAAGGCAAACAGUGAACUGAAGCACAUUCAGGGUCUGCUAUCUAAGGCUGAGAGUGAGUGUGGUCAGCUGAAGGAGAUAUGUGACCGGCAGGCCGAGCAACUGAGCAGAACCAGCCAGAAGCUGCAGGAAAAAACAUCAGAGAAUGAAGCAGAUAUAAAAAACUUGAAGGAGACCAUUUUUGAGUUGGAGGACCAGGUGGAACAACAUCGUGCUAUAAAACUUCACAAUAACCAACUCAUCAGUGACCUGGAAAGUAAAGCAAUGAAACUGGAAGAACAAAAACAAGAUACAGAGAGGCAGCUGAAGGCUCUGACUAAGCAAAUGAAGGAAGAUACAGAAGAAUGGAGGCGUUUUCAAGCUGAUCUGCAGACUGCAGUGGUUGUAGCCAAUGAUAUUAAGUGUGAAGCCCAGCAGGAGCUGCGUGUGGUAAAGAGGAAGCUUCAGGAGGAAGAGGAAAAGAGUGCCAGACUGCAGAAGGAGCUGGAUGAAGUGAAGGGCAGCAGCAGGCUGACAGCUGAAGAGGUAGAAUCUCUAGAGGCAGAUACGACCAACCGCUGGCAAGGAGUCUGCAUUAGCAGAGCAUCUCCCACACCGUCAGAGUCUGCAGCCACUGUGAAGUCACUGAUAAAAUCAUUUGAUUUAGGAUGCUCAGGUAGCACUGGACAAAAUAUCGCAGUUCACAAGGUCCCCAGGAGCCCUCUAAGUGGAAUUCCAGUGAGGACAGCCCCAGCAGCUGCUGUUUCCCCCAUGCAGAGACAUUCUGUUUAUAAUAAUGCCAAGCCAGCCAGCAAGGGCGUUGCCAGACACACAGAUCUUUCAGACCUUCCUCUUGCAGACCUUCUGAAGGGGAGAAAUGAAGAGCUGAAACCAGACCACUACCUCCGUAAAAGCCCCUCCCUGGAAUCCCUGAGCAAACCCCCUAUGGCCUUCAGCAGCAGAAUGCUUACCUCUACCCCCAGCAACUUGAAACCCCAAAGCAAACUCAGUGUGGAGAGAAAGGACCCACUGGCAGCCCUGGCUCGGGAGUAUGGUGGUUCGAAGAGGAAUGCUCUGUUGAAAUGGUGCCAAAAGAAGACCGAAGGUUACCAG